CCAGCGCAGGGGGCGAUGCGAUUGGCCGCAGGCUGGCUGACGUCGCGGGGCGGGGCUCAGGCCCUGAAUGGGGGCAGCAUGUCGGCGUCCGGCCCUUCGCGCUGGGGGCUGUGGCGGGGCCGGGCCAUGAGCCGGCGUGUCUUGGAGCCUCGGUCCCCCGGGAAGCGGUGGCUGGUGGCUGGCCUGGGGAACCACGGACUGCCUGGUACGAGGCACAGUGUGGGCAUGGCGGUGCUGGGGCAGCUGGCUCGACGGCUGGGAGUGGCAGAAAGCUGGGCGCGCGACCAGCGCUGCACUGCUGACCUCGCCCUGGCCCCCCUGGGGGAUGCCCAGCUGGUCCUGCUCCGGCCGAGGCGGCUCAUGAAUGCCAAUGGGCGCAGCGUGGCCCAGGCAGCUGAGCUGUUUGGGCUGACUGCGGAAGAGGUCUACCUGGUACAUGAUGAACUGGACAAGCCCCUGGGGAAACUGGCUCUGAAGUUGGGGGGCAGUGCCAGGGGCCACAAUGGAGUCCGUUCCUGCAUUAGCUGCCUCAACUCCAGUGCAAUGCCAAGGCUACGGGUGGGCAUUGGGCGCCCAACACACCCUAGUGCAGUAAAGGCCCACGUCCUGGGCUGCUUCUCCCCAGAGGAGCAGGAGUUGCUGCCCCCGUUACUAGAUCGUGCUGCUGACCUGCUCUUGGACCACAUCCGUGCACGAAGCCAGGGUGCCUCACCAGGCCCCUGACACCAAUGGACACAGCUGCCUGCCUGAUUGCUACCCACAAACCAGCUGUGCCACAGAACUGCCAUGCCCACCUGUGAUGUCCACUUUUUAUAUAACUCUUCUCUGGGCUGUCCCAGGCCACUUGCAGACUUAAGAUGGGGACUGCGGCUGUCUGGAACAGUCCAUUUCCAGGAUAGGGGUUUGGUCAUUUCUCCGCGUGCCACUUGGGAUGCAGGAAAACGUCAGGAAGACUAAACUUUUGGAGUUUUUUUAGAGAGCCAGAGGUGUGGGUCUGUAAGAUUAAAGAUGCUGGCUUGGAA
Messenger RNA from Marmota monax (woodchuck), 1022 nucleotides. It is a transcript of the gene Ptrh1, whose product is annotated as peptidyl-tRNA hydrolase 1 homolog. The transcript is spliced from 5 exons. Gene Ontology annotation, molecular function: peptidyl-tRNA hydrolase activity. Lineage: Eukaryota; Metazoa; Chordata; Mammalia; Rodentia; Sciuridae. The record is from RefSeq and is a predicted model, not a curated record. Bases 16 to 723 code for a protein of 235 amino acids.